Molecule: messenger RNA, 5228 nt
Organism: Anolis sagrei ordinatus
Lineage: Eukaryota; Metazoa; Chordata; Lepidosauria; Squamata; Anolidae
Gene: KRAS
Product: KRAS proto-oncogene, GTPase
Biological process (GO): Ras protein signal transduction
Cellular component (GO): plasma membrane
Molecular function (GO): GTP binding; GTPase activity; GDP binding
Source: RefSeq, a predicted model, not a curated record
ACCCAGCUCGCUUGCCUGUUAUUUUGGAAGCUGCCAGAGAGCAGAGAAGGAGCAUUGUAUGUACGUCCUAGAAGCAACUAAAGGACCUCGGGCAGGAGACAGAGAGAGGGGCCUACGGAAAAUGACGGAGUACAAACUUGUCGUGGUUGGAGCUGGUGGCGUAGGUAAAAGCGCACUGACGAUACAGCUUAUCCAGAACCAUUUUGUAGAUGAAUACGAUCCUACAAUAGAGGAUUCCUACAGGAAACAAGUAGUCAUCGAUGGCGAAACCUGCCUCUUGGACAUUUUGGAUACAGCCGGCCAAGAAGAGUACAGCGCAAUGCGGGACCAGUACAUGAGAACGGGCGAGGGCUUUUUAUGCGUAUUUGCUAUAAAUAACACAAAGUCUUUUGAAGACAUCCAUCAUUACAGGGAACAGAUAAAAAGAGUGAAAGAUUCGGAAGACGUCCCUAUGGUGCUAGUAGGAAACAAAUGUGACUUGCCUUCCAGGACUGUAGAUACAAAACAAGCUCAGGACUUAGCAAGGAGUUACGGAAUCCCUUUCAUCGAAACCUCGGCAAAAACGAGACAGAGAGUGGAGGAUGCUUUUUAUACAUUGGUGCGAGAGAUCCGUCAAUACAGAUUGAGAAAAAUCAACACAGAAGAAAAGACUCCUGGGUGCGUGAAAAUUAAAAAAUGCCUUUUAAUGGGUGUCGACGAUGCCUUCUACACAUUAGUUCGGGAAAUCCGAAAGCACAAAGAGAAGAUGAGCAAAGAUGGCAAAAAGAAGAAAAAGAAGACAAAGACAAAGUGUAUAAUUCUGUAAAUGCAAUUUAUUCUUUACCCUUACGGUAUGCAUUGGUAAACAUGAUUCAUUUUUGUACCAUUACACUAAAUUAUUUGCACCCACCUUUUGAGCAUUAUGUUAAAACUUCCUUUCUUCUUGCUGAUCCUUCCAGCCUUUUUGGCCCUCUGGACGCUUGCUUAUAAACAACAGUGGAAACCAUUCCCCUUAAAUGCCAGUUUAUCCUUGAGUGUUGGUCCUUGAAACUAGCUAUGCCUGUGAAAAACAUAAUAAUGUAUCUAAAAUAUAUUCUUUUCUCCCCUUCAAGGAUAUUCUGGUGCAUGCAAAACUUGCUAAUGUCUUUCCCCCACUUUUUUUUCUUAGAAAAUUCUGAAUUUGUUUAUUUGCAGGACCAGCUUUGUGAUGCUGUUUAGGUGGGGUUCCCCCACCCCAAAAAAAAAGUCAGGCAAUUGUCCUUCAGACAUAGCAGUGGAUACGAGUUAUUUGCCUCUUUUUAAAAUUGCUCCAUGCCCAAGUAAGGAACAGAUAAGAUGGGUGGUGAUUUUUCAAGCUUAUCAUGAAUCUCGGAUUCUUUUAAUCAGGGAAAAGUUAAGUUCAAGAUAUGCUAGAAUUAUAAUUUAGGUGAAACAGGAAGGUAUCCCACUGAAUUUGGAUAGAUCUGGAUUUUGUUUAGGGUUUACAUCCCAUUUAGGGCAAUCCCAUCAGUUCAGCGGGAUUUGCAAAUGUUGAUCUAUGGGUUGAUUCUAGUUAUAUCUACUCAAUAGGUGGGGACAGUGUUAGCACUACCAUUAAGUGCAGUAUGUAGAUACAGUAGAGUCUCUCUUAUCCAAACUUUGCUUAUCCAACAUUCCGUAUUAUCCAACACACCUUGGCUGCUUCUGGCUUGGAAGAAUAAAAACCAGACUCUUCCUCUUGCUUAGAGAAUUGCAACCAGGCUCCUCUUCCUUCCUUCCUCUCUUCCUUCUCUGGCUCCUUCUCCAGACUCCACUUCCAUCUAUGCUGUGUCUCUCCUCCCUAGGACCUCGCAUUCAGCUCAGGCGAGGCUUCAUGGAAGCGGCCUCUGCACAGGUAAAAGGGGAGCCCCACCAAGGCUGCCUGCUGCCCUGGCUGAUCUGCCAGCCUUGCUAUCUGGUGCUCUUGAUCUCGGCGCCCAUCCUCCUCGCCUCACCCCCCCCCCCCCCGCAGCCCCACUCUCUCUCAGCACCCAUUCUUGCCUGCCCCCCCCCCUCCCUGCAGCCCGGCCCGGCUCUCUCUCGGCAUCCAAUCUCACCUCACCCCCCCCCCUCUGCAACCCCAGCCCAGCUCUCUCGGCACCCAUCCUCGCCUUGCCCCCCUCCCUGCAGCACUGGCCCUGCUCUCUCUUGGCGCCCGUCUUCACCUGGCCCCCCUCCCUGCAGCACUGGUCCAGCUCUCUCUCAGCGCCCACUCUCAUCUCACCCCCCUCCCUGGAGGCCGGCCCGGCUCUCUCUCGGCGCCCAUUCUCGCCUCGCCCCCCACCCUGCAUCCCUGGCCCAGCUCUCUCUCGGCACCCAUUCUCUUGUCACCCCCCUCCUUGCAGCCCCGGUCUGGCUCUCUCUCAGCACCCAUUCUCUUGUCGCCCCCCUCCCUUCAGCCAUGGCCAAGCUCUCUUUCUUGCUAUCAGCAGAAAUGUUUGCUUUAUGGAAGAGGGAGGGAAAGAAAAAAAGAAAGAGAGCCAGCACUGAAGGUGGGAGACAAGGAAGGGGGGGGGGGGUCACGCGUGGGAGGAGCCUGGGAGUGAUGUCAAGUGCCUCCGCUCCCUCCAUCCUGCCUUUGCUCAGGUUUAAUAGGCUUUUCCUUAAUAGCUCCGUAUUAUCUGACAUUUUCGCUUAUCCAACGUUCUGAUGGCCCGCUUAUGUCGGAUAAGCAAGACUCUACUGCAUGCAAAGAAUUAUUAUCUUCUCAAGGCCUCCUUAAGGCUGAACAUCAGAAGAAGUAGUGGUUGAAGGGAGGCUCUUUUCAGAUAGAGGCAGUGAGAACCAGAUUGCAACAGAAUGGCCCCAGAUGGUUGAUUGGUGAGGAUCUUUCAGCGAUGAUGGUAGAUUUUCCCACUUUGGAUUACAAUUCUUGAGAAUCCUUCCACUAGCAUAUCUCUGGUCAUAGGAGUUUUAGUCCAACAGAUAAGGUUUAUAAGCAUCUCCAGACUACCACGUUGCCUACAACUGACCACCGAAGCUUUGUACAACAUUAGCAUCACCAGCUCAGUUUCUGCUUUCUAGGUUCAUGACAUGAAAUCUUGGUUGAAAUCUUGGUUAAGUUCCACUCGUCAUAGAAUCAUAGUUAAUUUGCAUUUGUAGGCAUCCCUUUCUUGUAGCAUUUCCAAUCAACUUGACUGAAUGUAAAUAUAUAAAUAUAUAUUGUAGAAUUCUCACAAAGAUGUCUUUCCCACUGCCGUUGGUCGCGGCUAUUUUUUCUAUUAAAAAUUAAAAAGUUCCUAAAAAAAACAACAACAGCGGAAUUUGUAAUUUGGGUUGGCGUCCUCUAAUGAACUUCUUAACACUUCACAAAAACGACUGUUUCUAAAGGGGGUUUGGCGUUAAGGGUCUUCUGGUUAGGAAGAAGUCUUUCCUACUGAAACAAAUACAAGAAGGUCUGUUUGUUUCAACAUAAGAGAAGUCCUGUGGAUUCUGGCUUUUGACUUCUCUUCACAGUAGUCUAAUCCAAAACGAGCCCAAUAUCUACCAUGGGGAACACUUUCCUGAAUGUAGUGUGGAUCAUAGCGAACUCUAUGGAAAUGAAUGGCUUCCAUUGGACCUAGAACAGUAUUGCAGAUUUUAUUUAUUUGUUGUGUCAGAAGCAAAUUGAGAAUACAGUUGUAAUGUAUAAAAAAAACCACAAACAAAAUUAAAAACUUGGUAUUAUAUUAAAUGUCCUUUGACCAGAAGCUGGCCACUUGGAGUGCCUCCUAGUGUUGUUAUAAGAAGGUCCUCCAUUGCGCAUGUGGCUAGGUUCAGGUUGCAUUGUAGUAGGUGGUCUGUGGUUUGCUCUACUCCACGCUUGCAUGUUGUGGACUCCACUUCAUAGGCCCAUUUCUUAAUGUUGACACUGCAUCUCGUGGUGCCAGAAUGCAGUCUGUUCAGCACUUUCCAAGUCUCCCAGGAGAGAGUUUCUCAUCUGGUAUCAGCCACUGAUUGAGGAUCCAGGUUUUAGCCUGCCACUUUUGGACUCUUGCUUGCUGAGGUGUUCCUGCAAAUAUCUCUGUAGGUCUUAGAAAGCUAUUUCUUGAUUUAAGGCGUUGGCGUGCUGGCCGAUAUCCGAACAGGGGAUGGGCCGGAGAUGUCACUACCUUGGUCCUUUCUUUACGGGUUGCUACUUCCCGAUGGAUGUCAGGUGAUACAAUACCAGCUAAACAGAAUCAUUUCUCCAGUGGUGUAGGACUGAUGCCUAACUCUUAUUCGGUGACAGAUGCUGUUUAACUCAAAUUUUUGAUCCAAGGUGGAAAAUGUAAACACUCCAAUUAAGCACAGAUCUCACCAUUUUCCAUAUAACUUUGGGAAUGUAUUAAGUAGAUCUCCUAAUUUCACACUUAAAAAUAAGUUGAAAAUACACUCUUCAUUGUUAUUUCCCUUGAGUCAGGUCACGUUCCAAAAUAUAUAAGUUCUGAACAUUUGAAGGCACACAAUGAUAAUAAAUAAUAAUAAAUUUGUAAUAAAUUGCAAAGCUCGGUCAGUCUCGUCUCCUGUUUCACAUUUGGAGCUGUACUAUAUAGAGAUAUACUCAUCACCACUAAAGGAUGUUUUUAAUGUUGAGCUAUUUGUUGAGAAGGACUAGUGUGAAGAGCAUGUGCAUAGAACCUACUACAUAAGAAUACAUUCACAAAACACGGAAGUGAACUGCUUUCCCCUUUACUUUGCCUUGUAGAAGUCUAUUCCAAAAUGUCUCAGUGUUGGAUGGAUAGACUACACCUUUACCUGUACCUUCCCCCCCCCCCCUUAAAUCUGCUUUAUGGUUUAAUUCCACUGUUGUCCUUACGUUAAAGUAACCUUUUUACACAUACCCCUGCCCGCCUUUCGAGUGCCAAAUCUCUUACUUGGGACUAUUUCUUAAAAUGCAUUGUGUUUACCUAGAAAUGUAUUUUAACUAUUUUUGUAUAAUAUAAACUAAACAUACAUGUUUUGUACAUUGUGUUAUUUGUUUUUAUUUUUUAAGGCGAAACAAAUGCAAAUGUGAUCCAGGUGACUCUCAAUAAUUUUUUUUGUUUGCCCACGUUUUAUUUCCGUCGUGUUCCCACAGAAUGUUGGGCCACAGACAUUAACACCCGGCGAAUGACCACUGCUCCUUGAAACUUUUACAAACGUUUUACUAGCAGCAUGUGCUGUCAAGUGAUAAGAACACUGUACGUCACAAACAGUACAACUCCUGUUGUAAUUAAUACUGAUAAUAAAAAGAAAAUCUGUGUUUCUGCUGUUUGUUAUUUUCCUCAAAA